Messenger RNA from Prunus dulcis (almond), 1074 nucleotides. RefSeq names its product protein SULFUR DEFICIENCY-INDUCED 1. NCBI's taxonomy places the organism in Eukaryota, Viridiplantae, Streptophyta, Magnoliopsida, Rosales, Rosaceae. The record is from RefSeq and is a predicted model, not a curated record. Gene Ontology annotation, molecular function: protein binding. Bases 127 to 1011 code for a protein of 294 amino acids. The transcript has 3 exons.
UUCCAGGGAGUGUAGACCCAGCAGCUCCAAUUUUAUUUGCUUUAUUUUAUUUUAAUUUAUAAUUUAUUAGAGCCAAAUACAGAGAUUAUUAAUUUGAUAGGCAGGCAGAGAGAAAUUAAGAGAAUAAUGGAAGGCAGUUCCAAGACGAGCAGCCCAAAGGGGAAGAAAGAUGAUCUCUACCAUGUUAUUCACAAGGUUCCUUCUGGUGAUAGCCCUUAUGUUAGGGCCAAACAUGCCCAGCUAGUCGAAAAGGAUCCAGAGGCUGCAAUAGUUUUGUUUUGGAAGGCAAUAAAUGCAGGAGACAGAGUAGACAGUGCCCUAAAAGACAUGGCUGUAGUGAUGAAGCAACUGGACAGAACUGGAGAAGCCAUUGAAGCUGUCAAGUCUUUCAGAGGCCUCUGCUCUAAACAGGCCCAAGACUCACUUGACAAUGUCCUCAUUGACUUGUACAAGAAAUGUGGCAAAAUUGAGGAGCAAAUUGACUUGCUCAAGAGAAAGCUAAGGCUUAUAUACCAAGGAGCUGCCUUCAAUGGAAGACCCACCAAGACCGCGCGCUCUCACGGAAAGAAGUUCCAAGUUUCGGUUACUCAAGAGACCUCGAGAUUACUGGGCAAUUUGGGCUGGGCCUAUAUGCAAAAGGGGAACUUCAUGAUGGCGGAGGUGGUGUACCGGAAAGCCCAAAUGAUCGACCCGGACUCGAACAAGGCCUGUAACUUGGGGCUUUGCCUGAUCAAACAGGGCCGGUACGAAGACGCCCGUUUGGUCCUUGAAGAUGUGUUGGAAAGUAGACUUCCGGGCUCUGAUGAGAGCAGGUCAAGGAAACGAGCCGAGGAGUUGCUAAUGGAGCUGAGGUCCAUGCAUCCUCUACCUGAGUCGUUCGAUCUAUUGGGCCUAGAUCAUGAUUUGGUCAACGGGCUUGAGCAGUUGAUGAAUGAACGGGGCCCAGUUAGAUCAAAGAGGCUCCCCAUAUUUGAAGAAAUCUCUCAAUUUAGAGAUCAAGUGGCAUGUUAAUAUUUUGGGGGGAAUUUUUUUCCUCCAAAAUCUAAUCCUCUUAUGGUGUUUCUUUUGUUCAUA